UAGUGUUUGCAUGUGAUUAGUAGAUUCUGCAUGUGGGUUUUCCAUAUUUCUGUGGAAUUUUUAUUUUACUGUUGAAGAUAAAGUUAAUUGAUUGUGAAAUAAUUUUGGUGUUUGGUGUUUGGAGUUGGUGGGGUUUUAGGGUAUGCUGAAAGUUGAGAUUUUUUAUUUUUUAUUUUUAUCAUUUGACUGUGCUCAAUUGUGGUUAGAACUGUGUUGAACCUGUCACUAGUUAAAUUGCAUGUACUGCUGGGAUGUGCUGCUGCUGCUGCAUUUUCCCCUUUUGUAUUUCAUUUUGAUUGUGAAGUUAUUAUUGUUUAGUUAGGUAUAGGUAAAUUCUGGUGGAAUUUUCACCGUUGGACCAAUUAUAGAUGUACAAACCUUUCUGUGUGUGUUUAUCUACAUAGCUGAGAUGUACCUUCAAAAUCAUAGAUACUUAAUCUUUAUUAAGUUCAGUUUCCAAGUGACAUUGCUGAUGCAUUUAUAAAAUCAGAAGCUGUACAAUAUAAAGAAUAAUCAAAAUGGAGAAACAUUCUGAGGGUUCUAUACCAGGUCGUUUUGAAGGUCCCUUUGAGAUUCCAUCAAUUAAUUUUCCUAGAAAAGGGGGAAGUAGUGCAUGGGGGAUUCCCAGUGGUACUGAUGCUUGUCAUGCAUCAAAUGAUGCCAGCUUGUUUUCUAGCUCAUUGCCUGUCCUUCCACAUGAAAAGUUGAAUUUCAAUUUGGAGCACGGUGGACAAUCAAUUGAUGAUAACUUGUCUACUUUUAAAAAUCUUGAUAUAGAAAAUGAGGAUAAGGAUCCACCCGAAAAUGUUGAACCAAAUGAAAUAGGAAAUAUGCUUCCUGACGAUGAAGAUGAGCUUUUAGCAGGAAUAACAGACGAUUUUGACCUCAGUGGGCUUCCUAGUCAGCUAGAGGAUUUGGAAGAUUAUGAUCUCUUUGGCAGUACAGGGGGAAUGGAAUUGGAUUUUGAGUCCCAAGAUAGCCUUAGUCUUGGAAUGUCAAAAGUAGGUAUAACUGAUGGAGUUGCUUCAAAUGGAAUCAGUCAUUAUGCACUUCCAAAUGGUGUGGGAGCAGUUGCUGGUGAACAUCCUUAUGGGGAGCACCCAUCAAGGACGUUGUUUGUUCGAAAUAUUAAUAGCAAUGUUGAGGAUUCUGAAUUGAGAACUCUGUUUGAGCAAUACGGGGAUAUCAGAACCUUAUACACUGCAUGCAAGCAUAGAGGAUUUGUCAUGAUAUCGUACUAUGAUAUUCGGGCUGCUCGCACUGCGAUGCGUGCAUUACAGAAUAAGCCAUUGAGACGAAGAAAACUUGAUAUUCAUUUUUCAAUUCCUAAGGACAACCCAUCGGAAAAGGAUAUUAACCAAGGAACUCUUGUAGUGUUCAAUUUGGAUGCAUCAGUAUCGAAUGAUGACCUUCGUCAAAUAUUUGGGGUUUAUGGGGAGGUCAAAGAGAUAAGAGAAACACCUCACAAGAGGCACCAUAAAUUUAUUGAAUUUUAUGAUGUUCGAGGUGCUGAGGCGGCGCUUAGAGCAUUAAAUAGGAGUGACAUAGCUGGGAAGCGUAUAAAACUUGAACCAAGCCGGCCUGGUGGAGCACGUCGGAAUUUAAUGCAACAACUAACUCAAGAGCUUGAACAAGAUGAUGGUCGAAGUUUCAGACAUCAAGUAGGUUCACCAAUAGCCAACUCUCCUCCAGGUAAUUGGCAAUUUGGCAGUCCAGUUGAACAUAAUCCUUUACAUGGUUUUAGCAAGUCCCCUGGUCUAGGAAGUGUUAGCCCUGUAAAUGGAAACCAUUUGCCUGGGUUAGCUUCAAUUCUUCCACCCCAUGUAUCUAACUCUUCAAAGAUUGCACCAAUUGGGAAGGACCUGGGAAGGUUUGCAAAUUCAUUAUAUAACACUACUGGAUCAACACAAGGAGCAGCCUAUCAACAUUCUCAUUCCUUCCCAGAGCAGAAACUAAGCACAAGUCCUGGACCAAUUUCUUUUGGUGAAUCAAAUUCAAGUUCAUCCAACAUUGGAACAUUAUCUGGUCCUCAAUUUCUUUGGGGAAAUUCAACAUCUUUCACUGAGCGUGCUAAUUCUUCUGCAUGGCCAAUAUCAUCUGUUGGACACCCUUAUUCCUCUAGUGGACAAGGGCAAGGUUUUCCAUACUCUAGUCGGCAUGGUUCAUUAAUUGGUUCACAUCACCACCAUCAUGUGGGAUCAGCUCCAUCUGGUGUUCCUCUUGAUCGGCAUUUUGGCUACUUCCCUGAGUCUCCAGAAUCUUCCUUCAUGAGUCAAGUUGCCUUUGGAGGUGUGGGUUUAAAUCGCAAUAAUGGUAAUUAUAUGGUGAAUCUUGGUGCUCGUUCAGCUUUGAGUGCUGCUGUUGGUAUUCCGGGGAACAUUGCUGAAAAUGGUUCACCCAGCUACAGAAUGAUGUCAUUGCCGAAGCAUGCUCCAGUAUUCCUUGGGAAUGGCUCUUACACAGGACCACCAGUAACCAGCAGUGAGGGUUUAGUUGAACGCAAUCGAAGUCGGCGGGUUGAGAAUAGUGGGAGUCUGGAUGGCAAGAAGCAGUAUCAGCUUGAUUUAGAUAAAAUUAUCAGUGGGGAGGACAAUAGGACUACUUUAAUGAUAAAAAAUAUCCCUAACAAGUACACUUCAAAAAUGUUGCUGGCUGCUAUUGAUGAAAAUCUCAGGGGCACUUAUGAUUUUCUAUAUUUGCCAAUUGAUUUUAAGAAUAAGUGCAAUGUGGGCUAUGCUUUCAUCAAUAUGGUGUCUCCUUCUCACAUUAUACCCUUCUAUAAGGCAUUUAAUGGGAAGAAGUGGGAGAAGUUCAAUAGUGAAAAAGUUGCCUCACUGGCAUAUGCACGAAUCCAGGGCAAGGCAGCCCUUGUGACACAUUUUCAAAAUUCAAGCCUUAUGAAUGAAGAUAAGCGAUGCCGACCAAUCCUUUUCCACUCAGAGGGCCAAGAUACUGGUGAUCAGGAUCCUUUCAUUUCUAGCAACUUGAACAUAUGCAUUCGUCAGCCGGAUGGGACUUAUUUGGGGGAUUCACUGGACAGCCCGAAGGGAAAUCUGGAUGAGAAGGCGGAGCAAAAUUAACAUUGUAUUCGUAAUCUUACUCUUAGCCUUGAGAAAUGGGGUUAGGCUUGCUAACUGUUUCAUAUUUAAGUGUAUAUUGUAGAAGAGAAACUAAAGAAUAGGCGCAUAAUAUAUGCUCGUAUCAUGGUAGUAUCCGCUUUUAAGUUACGGAUACUUGGUAAUAUUAGAUGGGAAGGUGUGGGAAAGAAGGGCAGAGAGCAUUUUGUUUAUAUUAGAGUGACAAAAUUGUUAUUCAUCCAAGGGAGAAGAAUAAGGCGAAGCAUAUCGCUGAAUUUGUGAAGUCUCUCUGCAGCAGCCAUAUGCAUUUGCUUGCGGGUUUGUGCAUGAUCUCUCUCUUUGUGGGGAGUGUUCUUUUUUUUUUUUUUUUUUUUUUUUUUUUUGGUUCUGGGUGCUGUGUUUCAAGCCCAUUUGCAAAUAUGAUUAUGUGUCUAUAUGGGGGUAAAAGUUGAUGGUGGGGGUCAAAAAUUGUAUAGAAGGAGAGACAAAAAUGGAACCCAUUCUGUUAAUGUGUUAGUGUUGUCAUUGUAGAUAAAUUGUGAAAUUGGAUGAUAUAUAUGCUGUACAGAUGUUUAUUGA
This is a messenger RNA of Ziziphus jujuba (common jujube), 3656 nucleotides long. RefSeq names its product protein MEI2-like 2. NCBI's taxonomy places the organism in Eukaryota, Viridiplantae, Streptophyta, Magnoliopsida, Rosales, Rhamnaceae. The record is from RefSeq and is a predicted model, not a curated record. Gene Ontology annotation, molecular function: RNA binding. The transcript is spliced from 13 exons. Bases 519 to 3080 code for a protein of 853 amino acids.